Coturnix japonica (Japanese quail) is the source of this 2881-nucleotide messenger RNA. Lineage: Eukaryota; Metazoa; Chordata; Aves; Galliformes; Phasianidae. The record is from RefSeq and is a predicted model, not a curated record.
UCUGCGCCGGCACCGCUCCGGCUCCGCCGCUGCCCCCCGAGCCGCCGGGCGUCCCCCGGAGCCCAGCCCUGCCCCGCCGCCCCCUCCCCGUCCCCGACGCCGCCGCCGCUCGCACAAGAUGGCGGGGACCGUGGCCGAGCGGGACGCGCUGAAAAUAGAGGACGGGCAUUUAAACAACUCCCUGGGAUCCCCGGUGCAGGCUGAUGUGUAUUUCCCUCGGCUGAUCGUCCCCUUCUGCGGGCACAUCAAGGGAGGGAUGCGGCCGGGGAAGAAGAUCCUGGUGAUGGGCAUCGUGGACCUCAACCCCGAGAGCUUCGGCAUCAGCCUGACCUGUGGGGAGUCGGAGGAUCCUCCUGCGGACGUGGCCAUUGAGCUGAAAGCCGUAUUCACAGACAGGCAGUUCAUCAGGAACUCAUGUGUGGCUGGAGAAUGGGGAGAAGAGCAGUCAUCUAUUCCUUACUUCCCAUUUAUACCGGACCAGCCUUUUCGGGUUGAGAUACUUUGUGAGCAUCCCCGUUUUAGAAUAUUUGUGGAUGGACAUCAGCUCUUUGAUUUUUACCACCGUAUUGAAACACUGUCAGCAAUUGACACAAUAAAGAUUAAUGGAGAUCUUCAGCUUACAAAACUUGGCUGAACUUGUUAGAACUGUAGAUUCCAAACCGGCUCAGGUGCCAUCGUCUGUGUGGAGAAGUGACAGCCGGCUCUGGACACAACUAUAGUAGGAAGGCUGCCCCAUUCCUUUUCUGUGUGCAGUUCUUCACGCCUGUGCCGAUGAACUGGGCUGUUGUCUAUCCUAAUGAAGAACACUGAUGGUUAAUAGACAUCGAGCCACUUUUCUUUGAUCAAAAUAGCCCACAUGUGCUGGAUAAUCAAGUUGGAACGAAUUCGGAAAGACUUGCAGUCUUGUUUCAAAUCUCACAGAAAGGUGAUUUCUGAAACACAGCACUAAAAUCAGUUACUGCACAGCAGUAACAACAACAACAAAAGGUUUUUCUUUUGCAAAUAUUGUUUCUGCACUGAAGUGGAGUAGUGUAACACAACGUAGGGCCACAUGUUGAUGUCCUUACCGAGGGCCUGAGCCUGGUUCCACGGAAAUCAAUGGCAAAUCUGCUAUUCACUUUAUCGGGGUACAAUCAAACUCUUUUAGUUCUUAGUCCAGCACAACUCCCAUUGAUUUCUAUGGGAUUUUUGCACAAGCCCAGGGGCAAGAUCAGCUGCUGGUGUUAAUCAGCUGACCUCCACGGCUUGCAGUGGCAUCCUGCUGAUUGCUCCCAGCCGCUGAUUUGGUCCAAGGACCGUGCAAAAAAAAAAACUGAAUGAGGGUGUGAGGACACUAGCCUGUAUAUUUUAGUCAGGGUAUUUGCAUAGAAUGUAGAUUGUUACAAGUUUUUGCACAAUGUACUGUUAAUACAAUUUUUAAAGCUUAUCUGUAGUUUAUUUAUUUAUACUCAUUGUAUGUAUUAGUAAAAACGAACAAUCUUACUGAUCGUUAAGAACAGCAAAGUGUAAACAUUUUGAAUGUACAAAAUGUCUUGGGUUCUUUGGGUAAACUCCACGUAUUGCUCUGGAAAAUUCAUGUUUCUUAUUGAACAUUGAGUUACAUUUUAACGGAGCCCUCUGGGCCCUGGGAAAAUGUGGGCAUGGUAGUUGGUGGGGGGAGCUCUUUGCAUAUUAUUCACCAAACUGUUUUUCAGGGCUUACUAACUUUGCUGCACAGGAUAGGUUUGAGUUCAAGUCAGACUGUUUUUAAAAACAAAACGGCAAAUUUGAAGCUGUGCUUUUAUAACUUGAGAAAAAGUGACACUUGGUCUCUUAGUUCAGCAAGAGAUCAAGCCUCUUUCCAGGGGAGAUGGGAGAUUACUUUUUGCACUCAUUUGAGAACAUAUUCGGCCUUUGAUAUGACAAUUAAAACUUGUCUAGACAGCCAAGUUAUUAAUGCUUGAAAAUCAUCUGCUGCACAUGAAUAAUAACUUUCCAAGUAGCUUUUUUAACUAGUAGGUAUAGCUGUAUAAACAGAGUCAUUGAGCUACACUAUAAAUGAACACAACCACUUUCCUUGACUUCUUUAGGACUAAAUGCGCUUUCUCCUUGGCUGUUCACAGUAGACCACGGCAAGUCUUUCUGAGUAGUUAUAAUCAUGAUAUAAACACAUACCUAGGCAAUUUUGAAGACAUGUAAUGUUGCGACACAGAAUAUAAAAACAUUCUUUGUAGCACCAUAUUUAAAAAAAAAGAGAACAAACUCUCACAAACAGAACUAUAUUAAGCUUGCAAUAAAGAAGUGUUUCAAAGUAACCAGAACUGGAAUAUCCAAAAUGAAGGGUAGAGUGCCAGUUGCAAAGCCUCAUUUUGUGCUAAUUUGGCCUGCAGUUAAGAAGCCUUAGACUGCAAGCUGAAAUUCCAGCUAUGGCUCUGCUCCAGAGACUGCUAAGGUCAACCAGAGUCCUCCAAGCACAAAAGCAAAGAAGCCUGAUUCUUACUUCGUGCAAGUGCAGAUCUCUCUGUGAAGACAGGGGGGUGGUGCUGCUGUGAAUGAGUUAAGAAUUGGGCUCCUACCUACAAAAUGAGUUAGUAAUGGAAAUUUUAGCCUUAACAUUGAAGUCCUCCGACUUUUUUUUUUUUUUUUCCUUUUUCAAAAUUAAGCAAAAACCUGUUGCGUUCCAGAUGAUCUUUUUAUCUGGUGUAUGGCAUCAGAUUCUAUUUGUACUCCGGAUUGAACCUCCAUAUGAAAUGUUCCCUGUCUUGCUCUGUUUUUACUCUUCUCCACGAUUCAUGAUGACUGUGUCAUUUUUCGUUGUAUAAAGAAUGCUGACAGUGUUUUGGUACAAAAUAUAUUCUUAAAAAUGAUGGUAAUAAAAAUCCAAGGGAAAGGUGCUUCCACA